Molecule: messenger RNA, 3460 nt
Organism: Oreochromis aureus
Lineage: Eukaryota; Metazoa; Chordata; Actinopteri; Cichliformes; Cichlidae
Product: C-X-C chemokine receptor type 3-like
Exons: 3
Coding region: 544-1653 (369 amino acids)
Biological process (GO): immune response; G protein-coupled receptor signaling pathway
Cellular component (GO): membrane
Molecular function (GO): G protein-coupled receptor activity
Source: RefSeq, a predicted model, not a curated record
GUAUUUCGCCAGAGUAUUUGACUGAAGUGGCAAUUUGCGAGCGAGGUGACGUGUGAUGAACCAAAACAAGUCAGUGGAGUAGAAGUUAAAAUGUUUAUAAUUCCUUUAUGUGCGUGAGAGGUUUAAAGGUAGCAGUUUGUGUGCGGGGCGUGUCUCUGAUAAGCGAACUACUGUGGUGAGCUUAGCUUUGUUUUUCACCGUCUCCUUCUAAGUUGCUCGCCGGAACGCUUGUGUUUCUGGAUCAACUCUCAGCGUAUUAUUCUGUAAUUACAGUUUUAUGGUUCUAUAAUUUAACUGUGUUUGGUAGCUAUAAAGAACGCUAUCGCGCGUUUUUCAGUUGUACUUGACAGGCGUCGGACAGCUGCGGGAGUUCGUCUGUGCUCCCUCCAAAAACACCCGACCGGUAGUCACCCUUUAAAACUGAGUGACCCGAGGUUAAAGCGGUAGGUUAUGCGCGGGUCCUGUUUUUAGUAUCAUCGACCUACAGCGCGCAGAAAGCUUCUCAAACUCUACAGUCGAAGCUCUUUAUGUGAAUUCACGAACAUGGGUGAUCUAGUGGUGGAUCUACAUGGAAUAUUUGAAGAGAACGGCACAUCUACCGAUGGUGACUAUGACUAUCAAUAUCCAGGGGAUGAGUCUUUUGUGAAAAGAGGCAGUGAGGCAGUGUGGGUCCCUGCUCUGUACUCCAUAGUGUUUUUUGUUGGAAUCCUGGGAAAUAUUAUUCUCCUGACAGUUCUGGCUCAAAAGAGGAGACUGUGGAGCAUAUCGGACACGUUUAUUCUCCACCUGAGUAUCGCGGACAUCCUCCUCCUGUUGAUGCUGCCCUUCUGGGCUGCACAGACAAGUCAGCCUUGUGACUGGUCCUUCGGGAUUUUCAGCCAGAUCUUUGGAGUCAUUUUCAAGCUCAACUACUACUGUGGGAUCUUUCUGCUGUUUUGCAUCAGUCUUCAAAACUACCUCUCUGUCAUCCAUGGCAUCCAGUUGUAUUCCCACGAGAAGCCCUUCUUUGUUCACAUCAGCUGUCUGUCAGUCUGGCUUAUCUCUGUCGUCCUCACCAUACCUGACUGGAUUUUCCCAGGGGCUAAAAAGGACUCCACAGAAGAGAAAACAUGUGUUCACAUCUACCCUCAGUCUGGAACUGACUGGCAGUUGUGGUCACGCCUGCUCCACCACAUAUUUGGCUUGGUGCUACCUGCGUUCAUGCUGAUAAUCUUGUCAUAUAUGCUAUGGCGGCGGUGCAGCUCUAAUGCGGCCCGAAUGCAGAGAAAUAUCACCGUCAUCCUGUCUCUGGUGGGCGUAUUCUGUCUGUGUUGGAUGCCGUACAACUUCAUACUUGUUUUGGACACUGUCAGGAACAGACUUCAGAAACAUCCUAAUGAUUCACAUGAAAGUUCCGAAGGUUCACUAAAAACACUUCUUGUGGUCGCCUCUGCUCUAGGCUGCCUUCACGCCAGCCUGAGGCCUCUGCUGUAUCUCGGCCUGUGUGGAAACUUCAGGCAACACUUACUGGCCAUGCUGAGAUGUAAUAAAACUGAACCAAAAGCCUCACUUUGGGAUCUUGGUGUAGACCAGAGACAGCAGCCUGAUCACAGUCAGGUUCAGCAGGAAGAGCUGGAACAGAUGACGGUUGUAGAGAGUCAGUUAGCUCAGUGAAGAUGAACAGAGAAACAUGCUUUCUUGUGACUCAAAUGUGAGCAGAGCAACUUUACACUCCUGAGAGGAAGUAAAUUCAGUUUCAUGUCAUGAGGGGUGGAGGACUUGAUUCUGCAUAACUACCAAGCAGAUGUUUAUAUAUAAAAAAUGACUCUCACAUUCCGGACAUGCAUCAUGAUGACAUAUGCUCACCCAAAAGGGUUAAAGUAGAUACCUAUAUUUUAUUUUUUGAAUUAUUUAAAAUAAAAGUAUUUCGUUUUUUAUAAAUAGUAAAAAAUCUGUAUCAUAAUCGUUGAAAUUCAGUGUCAUUCAUGCAAGUUGUUAUCUUUGGCAGUGUUAUUGACAUCAUAUGUUAAGCAGUCCCAAACAGUUUAUAACUUUACCACCAUUAAAACCAUUCACUGUUUAAGCUUUCUCUAUCUGCUCUCUUUGAAGCAGUAAAUCCCGAGAUUGCGUAAUGACAUGUCAGUGUGUGAUUGCUUUGCAGUUAAGGAAUUUCCCCUCAGGCCAGUUUUACUUAAUUUACAAAAUCAUUGUUUCUGGGAAUGUACAAAUGUGACACAGGAAGAAAAAAAAAAAAGUGGUGAUGUCAUCAGUCAGGUGGCAGAGCACAACGGUGGAGGAGGGGUGCUGCACCCUUUUCAUAGCUUUCUAUUUACAGUCAUCUGAAGACGUGUCUGUUUGGUAGCAAGAACUGUGUGAGGCUUUGUGAAUAGAGCCGGCUGACAGAAAACCAGCAGACCAGUAUGUGGGAGAAGAACAGAAGUUAGAGAAGAUAAAAACUUAUUGUGAUGAUAGUAGUCUGUGUUGUGCUGCACACACACACACAAGCCUGUGGUUUUAUGCUUUCACACUGUUCAGCACAUCGUGACCUGCCAUGCUUGCCUGGUUUCAAAUCCUAACAAUCUUGAGAAAUGUAACUAUUUCCAGAAAUAAAUGUACUUUCAGUACUGAGUGUUCUUCUGAAAACUCGCUGUACAGUAAUUUCACACUCUGAAAUAUUCAGUUUCCUUGUUUCAAUGCACUCCUUCCUCUGUUUAGUGUUUUGUGACUCUAGAGAGGCUGUAAGAGUGCAUGAUGCAAUAAAAGAAAUGGUGGUUGUCGAAAGCAGGAGAAACAUUCUUCAUGUUUAAGAUGUGGUUUACAGUUUUCAGCUGCACCUCAAGCAUUAUUUCCUGCUUCAGCUUAUCUGGCAACUAAGAUAGAGAAAACCAUCUAAUCAGGUCUUUUCUUUAAUGAGUAACAAAUCUGGUAUCAGCAUCAACAUAAUCUUUGGGAAUAGAGUCCAAAAGAGAAAGAGAAACUCUUUGUAUACAACUUGAUAAAAUGUAAGCGCACUUAGCAAAAAUACUAAAUGAUUAACACAUAUCCAGGGCUAGUUGACCCUGUUUGGCUGUGUUUGCAGACAGUGUCUUUAAAUGUGUUUAAUCCACCAUACUCUGUUGCUUUAAGACUGAAAUGUUUAUAGUGUAGACAUAAUGACUGUGGUUGGGAUGAUCUUUGCACUGCUGCCAUCAGCCUGCUGUUGUCACAUAUUUGCCUUUCACGUAAAUUAUGAAAACAAAAGCAGUCAUGUCAUUGUCCACAUGUUUGUCUGAAUGUCGGUCAUGUGCAUGUCAGUUGAUUUGGAGAAGUGAGUCACAUGUGACAUUAUAUCUCAUUGUUUCCAUCUGUUACGUAAGAUCCCUGUCACCGAGCCAGUGUGUCUACCGUUCAUUUUUAUGGUUUCAGUUUCCAGUUAAAGACAUGUAAGCUGUUUUUACAGAAACUGUUGCAUGUGAGUUAAAAUUUUUCUGUAUCAUUCUUA